This is a messenger RNA of Radiomyces spectabilis, 285 nucleotides long. Its product is annotated as cytochrome oxidase c subunit VIb-domain-containing protein. The record is from RefSeq and is a predicted model, not a curated record. The transcript is spliced from 2 exons. Bases 1 to 285 code for a protein of 94 amino acids. Lineage: Eukaryota; Fungi; Mucoromycota; Mucoromycetes; Mucorales; Radiomycetaceae. Gene Ontology annotation, cellular component: mitochondrion; respiratory chain complex IV.
AUGAGCUCAUCGGCAGCACCAACCAAACCGCCCACGCGUGAACAACGUAAACAAUGCUGGAAAGUGCGAGACGAAUAUUUUGCCUGCUUGGACAAAUUGAAUAUCAUUGAUCCCGUGGUGGUGGAGAAAUCGCCUGAAAAGGCGCAAGCAUGUCUGGAAAAGAAGAAGAAAUACGAAGACGAUUGCAUGGCAAGCUGGGUUGAAUACUUUAACAAGCGACGAGUGCUCGACGUGCAACAGAAACGAUACCUCGAAUUUUCCCAACAACAAUCAGGAAAGAAGUAA